This is a messenger RNA of Gamsiella multidivaricata, 1851 nucleotides long. RefSeq names its product pyridoxal phosphate-dependent transferase. The transcript has 4 exons. Gene Ontology annotation, biological process: transsulfuration. Gene Ontology annotation, molecular function: cystathionine gamma-synthase activity; pyridoxal phosphate binding. Lineage: Eukaryota; Fungi; Mortierellomycota; Mortierellomycetes; Mortierellales; Mortierellaceae. The record is from RefSeq and is a predicted model, not a curated record. The annotation marks the transcript as partial.
CCUAACGUCCCCCAUGCCAUCUCGGUUUCCCUUCCCACCUUCCGAGACAACGUCGACUACGAAGAGGCUGCGCCUAGAGUCGUCAACGCCAUGGUCUCGGGCUACCCCCGCUUCUUUGUCGCCCUCAAGGUCAAAGAGCUUGUCGAGAUUUGCGAGAAAAAGUACGGCAAAGCUACGGAAGCCUCGUUCCUGUGGCCAUCUCGUCGGGUUGCUGAAAGAUGUCGCCACUUUGUCGAACGCUACUACGUGCCGACGAUGUCGACGGACGAUUCGACUCCGACACCCCGCCCGCUCCCAACCGACGCUUCUGGUGCUGUGGGUGCGGGUGCGGUCCGGAUCGUCGAGUUCGCGAUCUACGCUCCGGCUUCGGAGGUCAAGCCCGGUGGGAUCAAGCAGGUCAAAGUGUUUGCGACCUUCUUCCCCAAGGAGGCCUAUCCGGUCGCGAAGCAGUUCUGGCAGCAUACCGGGGAUAUCGUCACCUCGCGCCAGGCAGCGUUCUGUCUGAGAUGGUUGGCUCUCAAGGCAGAAGAGGAUCAGCAGGAGGCCACCGCAGUUGCGGCCAAGGGUAACGCAAUCCGUAUGCCCCGCGGCAACAGACAUUAUACGGCCGCGAAGCAGCAGCAGCAAAUUACAGCAGAUCUUCCCGCGGCGGUUGCGGCGAUUCAGUUGCAGGAUGAGGAAGAUCGACCGGUAGAAGAGGAGGCGGAUGGAAUGGACAGUCGCGAUUAUGAGGUCUAUGUCGAGGAACGUUAUGGACGUAACUUGGAUCUAUCGUUCGCGCCCAAGGCCAAGGUGGCGUUGCGCCGUCGUAUUGCGAGCCAGGUUGCCCAUCAUGCUGGAUCCGGAUGGACGGGCACAGGAGAGUACGUGACUGAGGAGGACGUGUACCUGUAUCCGACGGGAAUGUCCGCGAUCUACAAUGCGCACCGGAUCGCGAUGACCCUCUUCCCUGAACGCAAGGCGAUCUGCUUUGGAUUUCCGUAUACGGAUUCGCUCAAGGUGCUGCAGAAGUUUGGUCCUGGGUGCUACUUUUACGGGAAUGGAGAGGAUCACGAUAUUGAGGUGUUGGAGAAGGAGAUUCUGGAGAAGACUUUGGGCGAGAAUGUGCCGGAGGAGGAUAAGAUUCUGGCAGUCUUUUGCGAAUUCCCUUCGAACCCGUUGUUGAAGUCUUCGAAUUUGGUGCGUCUGGGGCAGUUGGCGGAUAAGUAUGGGUUCAUGAUCAUCGUGGACGAGACCCUCGGGAACUUUGUGAAUGUCAGGAUUUUGGAGUUUGCGGAUAUCGUGGUCUCGUCCUUGUCCAAGAUCUUCAGCGGUGACAGUAAUGUCAUGGGUGGAAGCUUGGUGCUAAACCCUCAGCGAAAGUACUACAAGGGAUUGAAGGAGGCCAUGGGUCGCGAGUACGAGGAUCUGAUGUGGGUUGAGGAUGCCAUCUUCAUGGAGCGUAAUUCUCGUACGUUCCAGACCCGUAUCGCGCGUAUCGACGACAACACCGAGGCCCUCUGCGACUACCUGCGAGCCCACCCCAAAGUCAAGGAGGUGUACUACCCCAAGUACGUGACGACUGCGAACUACUUGACGCACAAGGUCGAGGGUGCUGGAUAUGGCGGUCUGUUCUCGGUGACGUUCCAUGCCAAGAACGGAGGCCCAGAAUUCUUUGACGCCUUACCCUUCUACAAGGGCCCCUCACUCGGCACGAACUUCACGCUUGCUUGUCCAUACACGAUUUUGGCGCAUUACUAUGAGCUGGACUGGGCUGCUCAGUUUGGAAUCGAUCGUAACCUGAUCCGGGUUGCUGUUGGACUGGAAGACCGGGAGGUGUUGUUGCAAGGGUUUAAGGAAGCCUUGGAUGCU